Molecule: messenger RNA, 3366 nt
Organism: Phasianus colchicus (ring-necked pheasant)
Lineage: Eukaryota; Metazoa; Chordata; Aves; Galliformes; Phasianidae
Source: RefSeq, a predicted model, not a curated record
AUGACCCUACACCCCUUCACUUGUCUCCAGGCAGACCCCCGCUGCUCCCCCCACAGCCGCGGCUCACCUCUGCCCAUGGCUUCCGAGGAGCCCACGAUCCCCCCGGCCCCCGCAGCCCCCGGGAGGAAACGUCGGAGGAAAGGGAAGGAGAAACCCGUUUCGGGGGAGGGGGACAACGGGGAGAGCGGGGACGAUGGAGCGGGGCGGGUGGCUGAAAUCGAGGGGCUGACGCGGGCCGGGUGCCGGGCGCUGGGGCUGGGGGACACGCGGGAGGCACUGGGCUGCUUCAGGAGGGCGGUGGGACUCUCGCUGCGCACCCCCAGCCCAUGGCUGCGCAGGGAUUGCGCCUUCCGCCUGGGGGCCGCCUACGUGGAGGCCGGGAAGCCCGGAAAGGGGCUGAAAUUCCUCCUCAAAUCCCGACCCUCGGACGGGGAACGGCCGGAGGGGCUCCGUUUCGACGUCGCUGCGGCUCACGAAGGGCUGAGGGAUUUCCCGGAGGCUCUGCGGGAUUCCGACGGGGCGGGGAGCAGCGUGGCGAUGGGCUGCUGCUACCUGGGCAUGCGGGAGCCCGAAAGAGCCGCCCGCUGCUUCCUGGAGGCGGCGCGGGGCUACGCGGGGGUCCACUGCCCCGACGCGGCCGCCGUGGCGCUGAGCAGAGCGAGCGGCUCCAUGCUGCAGAGCAGCCGAUUCGGGGCCGCCGAAGUCGCGGGGACCCUCGCCCGGUGCUGGGCGCUCUGUGACAGCAUCUCCGAUCCAGCCCUGCAGGGGAAGCUCUACAACGACAUCGGCCUCUGCUACUCCCAGCUGCUCAUCUUCCCGCUGGCUGCAGAGAGCUUUGAGCGCGCGCUCGCCGCAUGCCGCAGAGCACCAGGAUGCAGCGGGGAGGCUGCAGUGCUGCAGAACCUGGGUGCUGCCCGCAAUGCAUUGCAACACUUCAGCGCAGCCCUGGCCCCACACCGGCGAGCGGCAGCGCUGCACGGCACUGCGGGGAACCGGAGGGCGCAGGGGCAGUGCUUUGGGAACUUGGCGUACGCCUUCAGCCAGCUUGGGGAGCACGAGGCUGCUGCAGAGAACUACCUGCACGCCCUGCAGGCUUUCCGGGACUCGGGUAAGGGGCAGCAUCCCCAGGAGACCCCGGUGCCACGUGUCGGAGCUGUGCAGCAGCCAGCAGAGCUUGCAGCGAGCCCCGUGAUGCUUCACCGUGCAGCCAGAACUGAUGCAACCCUUUGGCAUGCAGGGGAUGUGCUGGGGCAGUGCAAAGCAUGUGAGGGGCUGGGGGCUGCCCGCUUUCACCUGGGGGACCCUCAGAGGGCCAUCAGGCACUACCAGGAGGCCUUGAGGCUGCUGUCCCGCUGCCAGGUACAGGGGACCCCAGGGAUGGACCCUACAUGCAUGGCACGCACCAACCACCCCCUGGGGAUGGCCUUAGUGGGGUCUCUUGCACAGGGCACCCCCAGGGCAGAUGGUGAGAGGAUUGUGACUGGGCUGACCCGCACCCUCCAGAUGCAGCUCUGCCUCCGGCCCACCCCGGCCCUGGACCUCGUCCCGCUGCAGUUCUGCUCCCCACUGCCCCACAUCAGUGGGACGCAGCCACGGAGACGCACGGUGUCCUUCCAGGACACAGGGCAGGAUGGGGGUGAAGCUGCACCGAGGGCACCACCUGUGGUGUCAGCACCAAAGCUUCGCCAUCCCCCCGCGCUCCCACCCUCCAUCCCCGCAGUGAUAGCACUACGAACGGCCCCCGACCCCCCCCGCAGCACCAGGGCCGGACCCAAGGAUCUGGGGGGCUGCACAGUGCUGUCUCAGUUCUGCAGUCUGCUGUGAGCACGGGGAGGAACACGGAGCAGAGCUGCACUUCCACCACCCAACGCGGCACGGAGCCGACUGCUCUCCUUGUGCUGUAAGAUCUCCCUCCAUAAAGGUGUGCUUUCAUAGAAUCGUGGAAUCAUUACGGUUGGAAAAGAUCCCCAAGAGCCCCAUCCCCAACCCCAACCCAUCCCCCCAAACCACAUCCCCACCUGCCACAUCUCUGUGGUGCCUGAACGUCUCCAGGGACAGUGACCCCUUUCCCCUUCUUGGGCAGUUUCAGUGACUGCUCUCUAGGAGAAGAAAUUAAUUCCAAGAUGCAACCCAACUCCCCUGGCACAGUGUGAGCCACCACCUCUUGUCCCAUCAUUGUUACCUAUGAGCAGAGGCUGACCCUCAUGGGGCCACAUAGAGUCUGACACAAGCCAGGAUCCCAAAAGCCUUCUGGGCCACUUGGGCACAGUGCUGGCUCACGGGCAACUGUUGGUCAACCAGUGGCCAACCGUUGGUCAAUUGCUGGUCAACCAUUGGCCAACCGUUGGUCAAUUGCUGGUCAACCAUUGGCCGACCACUGGUCAAUUGUUGGUCAACCAUUGGCAAACCGUUGGCCAACCACUGGUCAACCAUUGGUCAGUGGUUGGUCAACCAUGGGCUGAUCACUGGUCAAUUGUUGGUCAACCAUCGGCCAACCACUGGUCAAUUGUUGGUCAACCAUUGGCCAACCGUUGGCCAACCAUUAGUCAACCACUGGUCAACCAUUGGUCAAUGGUUGGUCAACUAUUGGCCAACCACUGGUCAAUUGUUGGUCAACCAUUGGCUCACCACUGGUUAAUUGCUGGUCAACCAUUGGCCAACCACUGGUCAAUUGUUGGUCAACCAUUGGCAAACCGUUGGCCAACCACUGGUCAACCAUUGGUCAAUGGUUAGUCAACCAUUGGACGACCACUGGUCAGUUGCUGGUCAACCAUUGGCCAACCACUGCUCAAUUGUUGGUCAACCAUUGACGAACCAAACAUUGGUCAACCAUUGGUCAGCUAUUGGUCAAUCAUUGGCCAACCAUCAGUCAACCACUGAUCAACAGUUGGCCAACCACUGGUCAACUAUUUGUCAACUGUUGGUCAACCAUCUGUCAAUCAUUUGUCAAUCACCGAUCAAUCAUUGGCCAAUCGUUGGUCAGCCAUUGGUCAGUCACUGGCCAACCAUCGGUGAACUGCAAUGAAACGCAAUGCAACACAGUGCAACACAGCACAGUGCAAUGCAAAGGAAUGCAGUGCAAAACAACACUGCACAAUGCAAUGCAACACAGUGCAACACAGCACAGGGUAAUGCAAAGCAAUGCAGCACAGAACAUUACUGCAAUGCAACGCAAAGCAACACAGUGCAACACAGCACAGUGCAAUGCAAAGCAAUGCAGUGCAACAGCACUGUGCAAUGCAACACAUUGCAAACCAGCACGGUGCAACGCAGUGCAAUGCAACACAACGUGGUGCAACACAAUGCGGUGCAACGCAAUACAAUGCAACACAGAGCAAAGCAGUGCAAUGCAACACAAUGCGGUGC